Acaulospora morrowiae is the source of this 435-nucleotide messenger RNA. Lineage: Eukaryota; Fungi; Glomeromycota; Glomeromycetes; Diversisporales; Acaulosporaceae. The record is from the annotation of a GenBank genome assembly.
UAUAAGAAUCCCAACGGACGAGCUGGAAAAAAUUCUGUCAAUUUCUUUUUGACGCUAACUUUAUUGGCUUUUAUCGCUUUUUUCAUGUUGAUUGGUAAUACCAAACUCAACGGGAAUUACAAGGAUUCUACCAAUGAUGUUCGUAUUUCUUCACUUCCUGGAAUUCGCGAGUUAUACGCCGAAGAAGCAAACAAAUUCAAAAGGGAAUUUCACAAGUUAACGCUUCAAGCUACGAAGAAGGUACUCUCGCAUCCUUAUGAACUUGUUCGUUAUGGUGUUGGCGUCGAAAUCAAUAUAAACUACAAAUGGAAGCAACUUCAUUGUAAUAAAAAAACUUCCAUUUUUAAAAAUGGAGUUUGCGCCGUGGAGAAGUCGAAAAAGGCUAAAAGAAGCGCAAAUCAGCAUAAUAAAUUCAAUCGAACCAUAGAAUAUUAG